CCCCCCCCCCCCCACCACUGCAAUGUAACUUCACAAGAGAUUGAUCUUUGCUUAUUCUGGUUUUCCAUAGCGAGAAUGAAAGACCCUUUUCACCUCGAAUCCCCUUUCUGUCUCUCUCCAUGAUUUUCCCACUAGCUCCUUUGGCUUUUUAUUCUGAUUCUUACACAGAACCCAACUUUUUCCCUUUUCACUGCUACUUAAAUUCACAGGAGUUUGAUCUUUAGCUGAGAAGCCUCAUCAAAUGUAAAAAUUCUUUCUCAUGUCUCCUCACCUCACCUCCAGACUUCCUUUCAUCCCUCCUUUCUUUCUCUCUCCAUGAAUAUAAUCCUUCAGAGAAGCCUCAUAAAAUGGAUGGAGCUUUAGAAUCAGAAGCAAAGAAAUGGGUCAUUGCUGGAAUUCCAUUACUGAGUCCAUUGAAGCCAAUAUUUACAAACACGGCCGACAAUGAAUCAGGCAAGGAUGAGGAAGAAUGCUGCACAACACCAACAGCUGAAGAAGCAAGGAUUCCAAGCAGAUUGGCAUGUCCACCGCCUCCCAGGAAGCAAAAGCCUUCUUCAAGAUGCUAUUGUAGUGGUGCUAGGGAGUUCUUUACUCCACCAGACUUAGAAACUGUAUUCAUACGCCGUGUUGAGAAGGCCUGAUUUAGUUAUCAGGAGGCCACUUCCACCUUUGUUCUGCACUUUUCUUUUUCCCCCUAGAAAGGUUCUGAUCCAAUUCUCUCUCCUUCUAGCUCUUUGUAGUUGCCAGGAGUCCAUGUACAUGGCUUCACAGAUAAAUAAAUGGGCAGUUUAGCUAACUUCAUUUAUUUCCUUCAAAACUUGUGUUUCUACAAACCACACGGUUUGGUUAAGGGUUGAAUUUGGGAUAGUGUAAACUUGUAUAUUCUAAGUUUGGUUAAGAGUUGAAUUUGGG
Molecule: messenger RNA, 912 nt
Organism: Ilex paraguariensis (yerba mate)
Lineage: Eukaryota; Viridiplantae; Streptophyta; Magnoliopsida; Aquifoliales; Aquifoliaceae
Source: the annotation of a GenBank genome assembly